UUGUAGGAUAGGUAACCUAUCCUUAACCAUUGUAAACAACAACAAUUUACAAAUUAAUUAAUGUCGGUGUGAAAAUGGUUCUACGUUAGUUUUAAAUAAAAUCCAAAGAUGCAGAGAGAAGAAAAACAGUUGGAGUCCGCCCUAGAGGCCAUAAUAAUGAGGGUUAAUGACUUAAAAACGGCAAUUGCUUCAAUGAUAAUUAAAUUGGAGUGUGAAUACGAGACUCUGAACUGGCCAAAUUUUCUUGAUAACUUUGCCAUCAUAUCUGGUCACCUCACAAGCCUUUCUAAGAUUCUUAGUCACGACAAGGCUCUAAACUUGAAACAUUAUACAGUGCUCCCGUUACAUCUUAGUCCUGAAAAGGAUGAAGAAUUGAUGAGGUUAACAGAGAAUCGAAUAUCAACUUUUGCACAUGAUUUAGUACCAGACUACUUGAGAACUAAACCCGACCCUCAAGUUGAGCAAAAAUUGUUGACUUAUGAGGCAAAAGUCAAUACUCUAAACUUUGACCAAGCUAAUGAAUUUAAUAAACAGGUACAGCAGUAUAAUAAAGUUUUAGGUAUGGUUAUUGAUGCUAUAAAUAAAAACAGGGAAGAAAUGGAAAAUGAAACUAAAAGUAGAACAACACAGAUGCAGACUAGUAGUUCUGCUGAUACACAUGCAUUGAUCAAUGCAGUUUGCAAUGGCAAAGGAUUAAAGUCUGAUGUUCAGAUGGUCCAGUCCGGUGUGAAUCCAGUCGCGAAUAAUAUGCUUGUUGGAAGACUAGCUGGACAAUCGCAAACGCCUGGACAAGGACCCAUGGUAGGACAAAUGAGUAAGGCUCCAAGUGCUAUCAAAACAAAUAUCAAGGCUGCAUCACAAAUUCAUCCUUAUGGUCGAUAACAUAAUGUUGUUACUUUAUUUAUACUUGUAUAUGUAAAAUAAAUACUAGUUUUAUUAUUUAUCACGCUACGUA
This is a messenger RNA of Copidosoma floridanum, 955 nucleotides long. It is a transcript of the gene MED8, whose product is annotated as mediator complex subunit 8. Gene Ontology annotation, biological process: regulation of transcription by RNA polymerase II. Gene Ontology annotation, molecular function: transcription coregulator activity; RNA polymerase II cis-regulatory region sequence-specific DNA binding. Gene Ontology annotation, cellular component: mediator complex; core mediator complex. The record is from RefSeq and is a predicted model, not a curated record. Lineage: Eukaryota; Metazoa; Arthropoda; Insecta; Hymenoptera; Encyrtidae.